Messenger RNA from Nematolebias whitei (Rio pearlfish), 1468 nucleotides. RefSeq names its product homeobox C4a (gene hoxc4a). Gene Ontology annotation, cellular component: nucleus. NCBI's taxonomy places the organism in Eukaryota, Metazoa, Chordata, Actinopteri, Cyprinodontiformes, Rivulidae. The transcript is spliced from 2 exons. Gene Ontology annotation, molecular function: RNA polymerase II cis-regulatory region sequence-specific DNA binding; DNA-binding transcription factor activity, RNA polymerase II-specific. Bases 7 to 801 code for a protein of 264 amino acids. The record is from RefSeq and is a predicted model, not a curated record. Gene Ontology annotation, biological process: embryonic skeletal system morphogenesis; regulation of transcription by RNA polymerase II; anterior/posterior pattern specification.
AAAUUAAUGAUCAUGAGCUCGUAUUUGAUGGAGUCUAACUACAUUGAUCCGAAAUUUCCUCCAUGCGAGGAAUAUUCGCAAAACAACUACAUCCCCGAGCACAGUCCAGAAUAUUACAGCCGCGCGAGGGACACUGGCUACCAGCAUCACCACCAGGAGUUAUAUCCUCCGCGGGCGAGCUACCAAGAGCGCCCGUAUAACUGUGCAAGCAUCCCCGAACCCGACACGCCGAGGGGACACGGAAUACCCCACUCUGCGCACCUGCUGACAGGGAAGGGACAACCUGCAUCAUGUGAAACCCCGCAGUUGUCCAUGUCUCCCGCCACCCCACCGGCCGCAGCCUCCGCCUGCAACCAAGCCACCCCGGAGCAUCCCAACAGCACAGCCUCCUCCAAACAGCCCGUGGUGUACCCGUGGAUGAAGAAAAUUCACGUCAGCACUGUGAACUCUGGUUACAAUGGGACGGAGCCAAAGCGGUCUAGGACAGCAUACACCCGGCAGCAGGUCUUAGAAUUGGAGAAGGAAUUCCACUAUAACCGCUAUUUAACCCGGCGGAGGCGCAUCGAGAUCGCGCACACCCUGGUGCUCUCCGAGCGACAGAUUAAAAUCUGGUUUCAGAACCGCAGGAUGAAAUGGAAAAAGGACCACAGGCUCCCGAACACCAAAGUGAGAUCCUCGUCCUCCUCCGGGUCCAACACAAGCUCAGCAGCCGGCGGAGUCGCCGCUGCUUCGGCCACUAACACUGGGGCCCCCGACGAACUGACCGGAGCGCAGCAUGGCGAGGAUAUUACCAGGUUAUAAAACAAACAGCAACCAUAAACCCACGCCUGGGCUACACGACGAACUGCUUAUUUAUAGAACAAUUAUAUAUUUUGUUUUCGUAGCUAUCUUGUGCGGUUUCCUUUAAGUCCAAAGUUAUAUAAAAUGCAUGUUAUAUAGCAUGGAUUACUGCGAAUACCGAUGGAUUAUUUUUUACGUGACACAGGGUUUAAUUUAUUUGAAUUUUGUUUAUCAUGAUGUUUUUUAAUUAUAAAAAAAAUGUUUUGAAUGAAGAAGGAAAAGUAGAAAAAAAAAUAAUAUACGUUUUAUCCAAAUGUUAUUGUGGGCCAUUCUUUUUUGCCCAGAUGCCCAAGGUACAAUGCACAAUCUAUUUAUUUCAAACAACACUGGAAGGAUAUCAUUAAAAUAAUUAUUUUUGGUAUAGAAGAAGAAGAAGACGAAAACUUGAACAUUGAUUCUGAACAUGUAUGUUUAGGAGAACAAUGUGUGAAUUACCUCGUGUAUUUCAAGAAACAGGAUUUUAUUUGAAAUCUGCAGCUAGUUCUUUUUCUGUGGUGUUGGUGUUGUGUUUAGAGACCGUUGAAAAGCAGAUUAUUGUGAAAUGCAAUAAACGGAGUUUUAGUGUACUUGUGCUCAUCAAAAUGGUCAAUAAAACAGUGAGUGUUUUACAUAUGGUGGAAGUUCGUUU